GCGCUCAGACAGUUGGCCGGCGACGUCACUGCAGGCCGGGUCAGCCGUGAGUUUUCCGAGCGCCACCACCGACGGAGGUGUCGUCCUCUCUCCCUCGAGGAAACACAAGACGACAACAAAAAACGCGAUAAUUAAUAAAACCGACUCGCUGCAGACGCGAACACAAAAAAGUGCUGCUCCCCGAAAAUCACUCUAAAUCGAUGUCAAAAAUCGAAAACUUUGCCGGCUGAUGAACAAAGAAGUGCGUUUCGCGGUGAUUUACUAUUCGAGUGCAAGCAAAGUGCAGUGCAAAGAUUUUCCGCCUUUGUGCAGGCGGCGGCAGGCGGCGGCGGCCAGAUUAUUUUCCUGCAACCGCGCGCGCGAACCAAGAUGAUUCCGUACUCGAGCCAUCACCGACCGCGCGUGGUAACAUCUCAUUAUAUCGUCACCACAAUAAAGAAGAAAACCAAGCAAUAAAACAACACUCGACCUUAUCAUGAGGAGGAGGUGGUGAAGAAGUGAUCAUUUAUCGCGCGUUGAAGAGUUAUUUUGAAAACAAACGGACACAGGACACAAAUUCGCACGCACUUCCCACGCAUGAGUGUUUUCGGCACGGUGCGCCGCUGCUUUCGACGACACGCGCCCGUCACGUCGUUCACGCCGCCGGCGUCGCCGCCGCCGACCGCCACCACGCUGCCGCCGGCCAGUCGUCCAGUGCGUUACCAACAACGCCACAUUGCAUAAUCAAUGUCAGAAAGUGUGGUCUGUCUUAGACAUGGGAAGUGAGCACUAUUGCCUCAGGUGGAACAAUCAUCAGAGUAACCUGCUGGGCGUGUUCAGUCAGCUGCUGCGCGACGAGAGUCUGGUGGACGUGACGCUGGCCUGCUCGGAGGGCCAUUCGAUACGCGCCCACAAGGUGGUGUUGUCGGCGUGCUCCUCGUACUUCCAGACGCUGUUCGUCGAUCAUCCCAGCCGCCACCCGAUUGUCAUCCUGAAGGACGUGCGUUUCGCCGAACUGCGCACCCUUGUGGAGUUCAUGUACAAAGGCGAGGUGAACGUCGAGUACUGCCAGUUGUCGGCACUGCUGAAGACGGCCGAAAGUCUCAAAGUGAAGGGACUGGCGGAGAUGACCAACCUGGGAGGCGGCAACGGCGCCAAGCAGGAGCCACGAGAUGAUCCGGAGCAAGAGCCGGAACAAACCGAGCCCACCGAGUUGGUGAGCAAACCGUCGGCGUGCAGUCCGCUGCCGGCGACUGCCACUACCACCAGCAGCACUACAACCUCACCGUCGACAUCGGCGAGUGCGGCACCAGCAGAGGACAUAACGACCAGGGACAGAGAACGGGAAGCAAGAUGUGAGCGGGAACACAGGGAGAGAGAUCGUGAUCGGGAUAGAGAUAGGGAUCGAGAGCGUGAUCGUGAAUCUCACCGCGAAUCCCACCGUGAUAAAGACAGAGAUCGUGAUAGGGAUCGAGAUAGAGACAGGGCUGAAAGAAGGGCUGAACGGGAGCGGGAACGAGAGCGUGAGCGUGAUCGGAAUCGGGAGCGAGAGCUUCGAGAACACGUGCCCACACCGCCCAAGCUAUGCCACACGCCACCAGAUAGAGGUGGAGGUGCUGGAGGUAGCCCGCCACCCGAACGUACCCGCAGCUCAUCGGGCACACCGCUCACUUUGGAGGAGCAGUGUCGGCCCAGUGACAUGACGCUGCACAACAACGGCACCGCCGUUGCAUGCUCCACCAUGUUGAGCACAGGGUGCAAUCGGCUUCCUUCGCCCAUUCUCAGCGAGCCGCUGCCUGGACCCUCCAACAUGCCUCCCGUACAAAAAGUGCCUCUCUAUUUUUUCAAUUUGUUUCAGUCGCUGAAAAAGGAAGUGGACUGGGGCGGCGGUGGUUCAGGUGGUGGAGGCGGCGGGCUUGCAGAUGAUAAAAGCACAGGCGAAAGCUCAUCGGAUUAUCCCAGGCAUUCGCACGAUCCUGAUCUGGAUGGCAGGGAGGCAGCCGGCUCGCCGCGUGUGUAUUCGUGCAUGUACUGCGGCACGACGUUCCAGCAUCAGAGCAAGCUCACCCGGCACAUCCUCUCCCACUCGCUGGAGAGCCUCAAAUACCGGGAGCAACAACACCAGUUGCCACAUUGUGCGCUGAUGGCUGAAUCGUCCCUGUUAGACUUCAGCGGCGGUGUGCCGCGUCCUACCAUCGGCCUUCAUCAUGACCCACCCGAUGGGCUGGGGCUUGGUGACGGAGGCCAUCCUACACCCAUGGACCUAGAGUUAAGCGCCGAUGGACCUGGUGUGGUGCUGUGUAAAUUCUGCGGCAAAUCGUUUCCGGACGUGUCGUCGCUCAUUACUCAUCUGCCGGUGCACACUGGCGACCGGCCGUUCAAGUGCGAGUUCUGCGGCAAGGCUUUCAAGCUGCGCCAUCACAUGAAGGACCAUUGCCGGGUGCAUACUGGUGAACGGCCCUUUCGGUGUACACUCUGUGGCAAGACGUUCUCGCGUUCCACCAUCCUCAAGGCGCACGAGAAGACGCACUACCCGAAGUAUGUGCGCAAGUUCCUCUCCCCCAGCCCGCUAGACACCGAAGAGGAGAGUCCGCACUAGCACAGCGCCCACCUCCGCCCUGCGGACCUCUUCUGGUGGCUCAGGCAGUGAAUCCCGCAAACUCUGAAUCAGACUUUUAAACCUGCUGGUGCGACGAAUCGUUGCUGACAUGAUCACUAAUUGAUUUAGUAAUAAUAAACGAUUAUUACUUCAUACUGAAAUGCUAUUUGUAAAUAUUUGCGAUUGUGCGGACGCGCGGUCGACGCGCCCGGCGAGAAGAUAUUUAAUUAUACAACACAUUUAUAGUUCCUUAGACUGAUGAUCGUGAUGAUAAUAUACAUAUAAUGUUAUUAUAUAUUAUAUAUAAAACAAUGAUGAUUACGGAGCUUCGUUUUCGUUAUCAAUACAAUGGAUGGGAGCACGCGCCUAGCGCUGCGCCGGCGGGACAAACACGUUGACAUAAAUUGAAUUAUAAUGACGCUUUGAAACGUAGUUUUGAGGGCUUUGUGUAAAAUAUUAGCUAAUUAUACAUACGGAAAACUGAGAAAGCAUACACACCGGUUAAUUUUAUUCCACAACAAACAAUAAAUACAUUUUUAUAGUGUUCAUGAUAGGGAAGAGUAAUGAAUGAAAUCAUAUGAAGAAAAAUCAUGAAAAUUGAUCUUGAAGUGGUAAAAAAUUGAGUAGUAAAUUAUAGUUGAUUGAUGGAAGAUGCGUUUUGAUGAUUUUUCUGCUCACAAAUAAAUAAUUAGACAUAAAUCGCGUUAGCAAUCACAAACAUAAGUGUAGUAUAGAUAUCAAAACAACCCGGCGUUAAAUUUGAAUUCUUAAUCAUUGUUUUAAAAUUGCGACAUUUUUAUUUUCAUCUCUUCUUCCGCAAAAUAAUAAUCAGCAUUCAAAUACAUAAUCGACUUCGUAUUAAAUCAUUAUUCCGCUUUCUGUUUUUAAAUAAUUAAUUAGUUCUUUAUACAUAAUUUGGCUUCUGAGCGGUUUUGAUCGUUACACUACACUUAUGUGUAUUACCCUCUUUGCGGCAGCUAUGAAUUAAUAAACGUGCAACACUCAAGACUCGAUUAGCCCGAGUUUGAAAAUAAUCUCAACACAAUCACACACGCUGCGUAUGUAUGAAUAUGUAACCAGUAGGCAAAACACACACCCACUCACCCCAACACGCAGAAUAAACAUGUAUAAACAAGUAAACAACAAGUAAGAAAAAAAAAACGUUAUAGAAUUCAGUGCAGAAGAGUUAAAUUGAUGAAGCAAACACAAAUAUUUAAGAGAAACAUUUGUAAGAGCUGUGAUAGAACCUUAAUUAACUUAUUGAAUAUUAUAAACAUUAAUGAACUAUAGUAAUAAUUGAUAAUGCCGUAAGAUGUUAACAGAGAGACAGAGAUGUUAAGUAAGUGUUUUAUUUAGGCAGAAAAUUGCGAUGGCAAACGAUGGUGCGAAUGAAGUGAGAGAAGAAGUUUUCAGUCGAUUUUCGAUGCUUGAGAAGUCUUUGCGAGGCUGAUUGAUUUGAUUCGAUUCGAUUUGUUUAGCAGACGACGCGACUCUAAAUACGUGCACUCUUUGACUAUGACUAUGAGUACUAAUUCAACCCACCUGAUGAUAGCUGAUUACACACGCCGGUAGUUUAAUAUAUGUUUACAAUAUCUUUAGAUUCGAGCGCAUCUAUGCAUUCCAAUUGGAGGGUAGAUUUCAGUUCUUAAUUUAACGCGCGUCAAACAACAUGUCGGGCAGUAUUAUUCACAGCAGGUUGACACACAUGUAAUCAUUUGAUGCGAAUCCGUCGAGUUGAUAUAUAUCUUGUUUCUUGUUCUUUUGUUCUUGUUUCUGUUUAUGUUUUUCUUAAGUUUUUAUGUUUAAUUGUCUAUGAUUAGAGAGAAUUUUUAAGUACGA
Molecule: messenger RNA, 4417 nt
Organism: Dalotia coriaria
Lineage: Eukaryota; Metazoa; Arthropoda; Insecta; Coleoptera; Staphylinidae
Gene: mamo
Product: maternal gene required for meiosis
Exons: 4
Coding region: 755-2578 (607 amino acids)
Biological process (GO): regulation of transcription by RNA polymerase II
Cellular component (GO): nucleus
Molecular function (GO): protein binding
Source: RefSeq, a predicted model, not a curated record